Thecamonas trahens ATCC 50062 is the source of this 1901-nucleotide messenger RNA. Its product is annotated as histone acetyltransferase complex component. NCBI's taxonomy places the organism in Eukaryota, Apusomonadida, Apusomonadidae. The record is from RefSeq and is a predicted model, not a curated record. Bases 486 to 1901 code for a protein of 471 amino acids. Gene Ontology annotation, biological process: chromatin remodeling; regulation of transcription by RNA polymerase II. Gene Ontology annotation, cellular component: nucleus. The transcript has 2 exons. Gene Ontology annotation, molecular function: chromatin binding; transcription coactivator activity.
UCUCUGUGUUGGUGGUGAGGUUUGGGGUAACAUGCCGCGGAGAUCGGUCUCUCGUAGCUCACGGAGCAGGAAGCCGAGCAAGAAGGCAGAGGACUCGGGCAUGGCGGUGGGGGGAGGAGCCGGAUCAAGGACGGGAGCGGGAGGGGGGUGGUGGACAUGGAGAUCGAAGAGAAGGGCGGAGGGAGCGGAGGAGGUGGCGAUAGCGGGACAAAGAGCAAGGCCAAGAGGACGGACAAGGGCGGGCCAAGAAGAGCGGGAACAAGAAGGGUGGGAACUCCAAGGCGCAGGGAAGUAGCGAUGCGGGCAAGAAGAAGAAGAAGGCCAAGGCCAAGAAGAAGCCCAAGUCAACGGUGGUGGCGCCGACGUUUACCUGUGACAGCUGCAAGCGAGACAUCACGCGCAACGUGCGGAUUCUCUGCUGCGAGUGCAAGGACUUUGACCUCUGCCUCGAAUGCUUUUCGGUCCGGGUGGAGAUCAACUCGCAGAUGGCCGAGCACAAGGCGACGCACUCGUAUCAUGUGGUGGACAAGCUCAACUUUGAGCUGGUGGAGGAGGGCUGGACUGCGUGGGAGGAGAUGCUUCUGCUAGAGGCCAUCGAGACCUUUGGCUACGGCAACUGGUACCACGCCGCCGACCACAUCGGGACCAAGGACCACAUCGAGGUCCAAGCCCACUUUGAGGAGAUGUACCUCAAGCAGCCGGGCAUGGUGCCCAAGGUCGGGAACGUGGCGCCGGCCGGCACCUCGCUGCAGCUCUUUCUCGAGUCCAAGGCCGACGGCGCGGCGCCGCACCUCGAGUCACGGCUCGGGCCGAGCUCGUCGCUGGCCGAGGCCGGAGGCGGCGAGUCAGCGAGCGACGGCGAGGACGACGCGGGUGGCGACGACGGCGUCGACGACGCGGGCAGCAGCUCCAAGCGCAAGUCCAAGACCGAGUCGACCAAGCGGCCGCGUGGGCAGAAGAGCUCGACGGUGGCGACGCCGGCCGAGCUCGCCGGCUACUACAAGCUCCGCGGCGACUUUGAGACCGAGUGGGACAACGACGCCGAGCAGCUGCUGCAGGCCAUUGUCAUCAACGAUGAGACGCCCAAGCUCGAGAAGGAGCUCUACCUUGCCAUGCUCCAGAUCUACAACUCCAAGCUCGAGGAGCGAGCGGCGCGCAAGCAGUUUGUCUUUGAGCACGAGCUCACCGACUUUAAGCAGGUGCAAAAGGCGGAGCGCCAGCGGCAGAAGAGCGGUGAGAAGGAGGUGUACGACAAGCUCUGUGUAUUCCGGCGGUAUAUGACGCAGGCCGAAUACGACCAGCUCUAUCAGGCGCUCCUCAAGGAAAAGGCCAUCAAGGACCGCAUCCGCGAGCUGCAGCUCUUCCGCGAGGCCGGCAUCACCUCGCUCUCGGAAGGCGCGUCCUACCUCGAGAUGAAGUCGCGCCGCGACUCGCAGAGCCGCCAGUCGGCCGCCCGCCGGCCGCCUACCUCGGCCAAGGGCCCGGGCGUCGCCGCCUUUGCCUUUACUCCGGUUCUCUCGGCAUCAGCCGCGCUGGCAGCCUCGGCCGGUGCCGCGCCCGCUCCGCCGCCGCACAUCCUCGCCGACGCCAGUGGGCCGGUCGCCAUGGACGUCGAGCUCGGCUCGGAGCCGCCGCUCAACGUCUACCACUACCCUAAUGUGUACAAGCUCUCGCUCGCCGAGCGCGACCUCGCCGCCGCCAUUCGCCUCGAGCCCGUCCUCUUCCUCCAUGCCAAGAUGCGCCUCAUGGAAGAGGCCGCCGUCCGCGGCGGGCUCAGCCAAAGCGAGUCCAUCCGCGUCCUCGACGGCCUCCAGCACUCACAAGCCCGCGCCCUCUACACCUUUGCCGCCACCUCGGGCUGGCUGGACGCCGCAAGGGCUGCCCGCCCGCCGAUGCAAUGA